UGUAGUUCCAGCUGAGGAUGGGUGGAGAGACCACCAGUUAAUCUUCGCAGCUUGCCUCCCAGCCAGUCUCUGGGGUCAACGCAGGGGCUCCAACUGUGCAGCCCCUCAGGGAUCUCUCUUUCCGCUCCCCAGGUGGAGACGGGUGGACCCUGCACAGCCAUGACCUCAGCAGGGAGGCAGCCUGAAGCCCAGGAGGAGGUGGCCGUGGAGCCGGCACAGCUCACAUUGGCGUCCAGUAACCUCUAUGAGUGUCCAGUGAUGGAAGCUCAGAGCCUGGUGCCAGCCACCGAGGUCUUCAGGAGCACGGGGGAAGACAGUUGUCCAAGAGGACCUGCCUCGGAGCCCGAGUCCCAGGAGCAAGAGCCCAAGCUGGAGGUGGUGGUGCCAGAGGAGAGAGGCCCCAGGCUUAUGGUCACUCCCGUGAGGCCUGGUCAUGGGCCCAAAAGGAAGCCGGUCAAGGUCGAAGUUGAGCUAUCCCCAGGGCUGUUACUGCAGAGGGAGGAGUCGGAGGGAAGCCAGAGCGAGCCCUCACCAUCCCCGAAACAGCACAAGAAAGCAAAGAAGCGCAAGAGCCUGGGGGCUUUCGGGCUCCUUGCCUCCGCAGCACCUGCUCCAUCAGAGGUCUUGGGACCAGACCGGAAGGCCCAGCGCCUACGGCCACUGUACCAGUAUAUCAACUACUGCAAUCCUGAGUUGAAUCAGGCCAGUGAAGAGGACGUGGAAGCCAAGGCCGAGGCCAAGGCUGAGGCUGAGCCAGACUUGGAGCCGGGCCUGGUCCCCGAGGAGGCAGGGGUGGAGCCACUGCAGGCCCUGCUACCUGCAACAGCAGCAGCAGAGCUGGGCUCUGGCCUCGCCAUGCCCUGCAUCAGUGUGCUGCUGACCCCCAUGCACGUGCUGCCUCCUGGGGAGGAGCCUGAGGGUUCACCUGAUGCGGGCUUGAGUGACUGCCUCAAGGCUGAGGUGGACAAGGCAGCCCAGGCAGACAUCGACAAGAUGCUGAGUGUCUGCGCAACCCCGCUGGUGCCCCCACUCUCUCCACAGUACAAGUGACUGUCCUGUUGUGCAGGGGCCAGAGCAGGGGCAGCAGCCUGUGGGCCCAGGCCCUGGUGGAAAGCGGAGGUCAGCUCUGCCAUGCCUAGCCAUGUUCCUUGGAAAUAAACAUCUUUCCUU
This is a messenger RNA of Ochotona princeps (American pika), 1170 nucleotides long. RefSeq names its product chromosome 16 C16orf86 homolog (gene C16H16orf86). The transcript is spliced from 4 exons. Bases 160 to 1050 code for a protein of 296 amino acids. The record is from RefSeq and is a predicted model, not a curated record. Lineage: Eukaryota; Metazoa; Chordata; Mammalia; Lagomorpha; Ochotonidae.